GGAAGCGAUAACCAGGCGACGCCGACCUCCCCUGGUCGUCGCGAGAAGCAACAACAUACCUUUCUGACGAGCGACCUUACGGUAGGUAUCAAAAUAAAACGUCGGAAGGAUAAAGAACUCACAACGCGAUACUAUUUUUGAUAUGAAACUACUACUACCAACCUCUCUUCAAAACAAAUAGCUAAACCAUGCGCUUCAACGUAGCUCCUGCUGCACCGAAGAACAAAUCUCCGUGCAGUACUAACCUCAACUCCGCGGGGGACGACGUUCGCCGUGCGACUUUUAGUACGACGGCAAGAGAAAGAACACGAUCAGUCAGACUGCCCCUUUUUCAACAUCGUCCACCAAUUUUCAACAUCUCCCAUCAAGCAUGAGCAAACGCGCUGAGUCCUCAACAUUGGAUCCGAAAAUGGGUGGGCCGCAACAGAUAUCAAAUGCAAAAAUGUCUGGGUCUGGAAGAAUGCGCGAUUUGUCAUGCAGCUUUUCCAUGACCCAUGAGGUGAGGAAUGCAGGACCUAGUAUGACAGAUUCUCUGCGAUCUCUCUCAUGCCUAUCCUGCAUGAGAAACUCCUUGUCACCUUGGUUAAAAAUGCACGGCUUUUGGUACUCAUGCAACACAGAUUGUUGCAUGAUCCAGAUCUAGCAUGACAAACAUGCACUCUUCCAGACCCAGACAUUUUUACAUUUGAUAACAGAAAAAACAGCGGGUCAAGGGCGGCGGAGGUGGUC
Amoebophrya sp. A120 is the source of this 729-nucleotide messenger RNA. NCBI's taxonomy places the organism in Eukaryota, Dinophyceae, Syndiniales, Amoebophryaceae. The record is from the annotation of a GenBank genome assembly.